AAUUGUUCGACGUUGGCUCACGGGAAAAGAAUUAGUUUGUGUGCUUUUUUUCAUGAAGGUCCUUAUGCUGCUGCUGCUGCUGCUGCUGAUGAUGAUGAUGAUGAUGAUGACUACACAAUAUACGUUAGUGUUAAUUAGUGUUGUUGAUGAUAGUGGUAAUGAUAUAUGCUGUUGGUGUUUAAAAUUUGGCAGUUUUUUAUUGCCCAUAUUUCCUUUGUUAUUGAUUGCAAAGAACUGACGAAUGAACAUACUGUUCAGGACGUCAACAAGGACUCGCCUAAAAGUGGUGCCUUGAGCGGCCGUGGCCACCUUCAAGCUGCCCCAAAGAGAUUUCUCCCAUUGUUGGCACCUCUACUAAGCGGCCAUCAAGCGCUUGUUACACUUCCUUUAUUGGCUUCAUUUUAAGAAUAUGAUGAACGAAAAAACAGUCGAGAUAGUGACGACCUAUUGUGGACUAGUUAUGCUUCUCCCGUCGCCCGUUUGUUUCAAAAUAAACUGAUGUUUCUGCUAAAGUUUAUGCGGUUUUAUGACAAACCUCUAUUGCGCGACCAACCUUCAUUGAGCAGCCACUUGCCAGUAACCCGAAAAGAUAAAAGGUGGCCGCCUAAUAAAGGUUCAACUAUAUUUGCAAGCUUUAACGGGCGAAUUUGUAAGUACUUUACUAGCUCAAAUCGAUAAAAACAUUCGGUAUAUCCACAGCUAUGUAUCUUUGGUUACCGAAACCAAAUAGUUGUCGAGUGUAUAAACGUGGUGACUGAUAAAUAACACUUUACCUUUGAGGAGGUCAACUCAUGCACAGAUUUAAAUUUCUUAAUGAAGAUCCUUUUGGCUUGGUGUUUCCUUAACUAAAUCCGGUGACAGCUUUCGUGCAAAACAUUAUGGUGUGUUACAAUGAUCAGUAUUUAUCUGAAGCGCAAAAAUUGUGGUUUUACCAUAUGGCCGUAUAUCUUUUUGUGAUCUGAUUAAUCACACAGAUAUUUCCAGUUAAUUUUAUAUACGUGCAUCUUCACGAGUUGAUUCUGAUUGGGAUGGGCGAUUCACGUUUCUUGUUAGCCCUAAGUUAUUAAGGUGUGUCCUUUUCUCCUAAACAUUAUCAUGUGCAAAAGGGUUUGAUUCGGCAGAAUUGAAGCAAAAUAACACGAAGAUAAUUCCCUUUUCACAUGCAGCACCGGUAAUAUAUGAUACCUUUCGUUUGAUUGGAAACCUAGAGUUAUAUAAAGAUACCUUUUUAUAACAUAAUUCGCGAGGAUUUCCUAUCGAGGCAUAUACGUACGAUAGGUCAGUUUUGCAGUUAAGUAAUACAUUUUUUCGUUACACGGCAGUCAUAAGCUACGCAUAUCCUUUAUUAAAUGUAAGGCUCGAGGAAUUAUUCAUCUAUGGCUAGCAUACGUUUUCUUUCAUACCUAACACUUAUUCUCAAAAAUGGAGUUAUUACAUAAUUUUGCCCAUUUUUGCCUUUUUUUUUCAUUAUGGCCGUGCGAGUGUAAGUUUCUCAAAUUCCGUUAUUUCCUUGAAGGGUCAACUUACAUUUCAUAUUUCCUGGUUCACUUGACUACCUUUUCUUGGUUUUUCGAUUUUGAUACAAUUGGUUUUUGAUUUUGGAACUGCCCGUUUCUUUAUCUUCUUGCGCGACAUCUGCAGCACAGAUACAGUUUUCGAGAUAUUAUGCAAUCCCAUCUCAGAUAAGCAGUAUAACACACAAAUGCUGUUUUAUACUAUUUGAAGGGAUCUUACAAGAUAACAAUGCAAGUUGUGUUCAUUCUCGCAUAGGAUAAAAGGAUUAUUUGUUUUCGUCCAAUUUUUUUCUUUAGUUAUUAAUCUCCGGCUUCAAGUCAUCUAUAUUUCGCAAAUGCAUUGCAACCAGUUAUUUUUUUACCACCUGAUUAGUUUUAUACUGUUCAAAAGUCGUAAAAUUAAAUGCAACAUUAAAAACGUGCUUCGACUGCAUAAGUACAUGUAAUUCCGUGUGUUUGUAUGGCUGGAUCGAAGAAAAGGUUAUUUUGGUAGAGGAAGUCGAGACUGAAUUGACCGUACGUUCGCAUUUGAAUUGAUGCCUAAGUUUAUAAUUCCAUAAUUUAAGGGUGCAUUUUCUCGUGUGACUCUUGUCAAUAACAUCUUGUUCGUUUAAAUUGAAACCUUGAACUUGACUGACAAUUUCCUCCUUGACAACGUAAAAAAAUUGUCAAGUUUUUCCAUUUCCACGACCAAGGAAAACAUGCCAAGGAAGUCAAGGAAAUUUUGAAAGAAAAAAAAUAAAAGAUGUUUUAUUCGUUUUCAACAUUCGUAUGAUAAAAUUCCAUUUUUGGAAAAGAGGACGUACUACUCCUUUUCCAGCGAAUUGUUAACAAAAGUCAUUGAAGUAGUAUUGAAGGGGACAUUGAAGAAACCCUGUAAUCAAAGUUACUAUAUUUUUUGUAGUUCAUUGAAAACAUCUUAGCACAGACAGCACAUUGUCAGUAUAUCGUAGUUUGCAAUUCACAACAAACGUACUUCCUUUCAAGAUAGAUUUUGUCGUUGAAUAGCUUGUAAACAUCGUGGAUAUAAUUAACGUACCCUUACCUAACGCAUUUAUCAACGAAUUCCAGAGAGUUAAACAUAUUUCUCUCAAAUAUUAUCACUUGAUUAGAUGUUUGGAAAUAUUUUCCAAAGUACCUUUAAUUUAGAAACCACAUAACAGAUUCCACAUAUUUUGGUGUUGUUUUAAACGGGAAUCAAGCCAAAAAAAGAUAUUGGGCGUCGAAUACGUGACCACUUUGUAAUAAAAAUGUUGUUAUUGAAUGAGACUAAAUCUUGCGACUUCCUCUUGAAUUUCCUUGAUUUGAAAUGUCGUCAGUAUUUUCCCCUUCAAGUAAAUUUACUGUAAACGAUGAUGUUUCCAAAGUCGGAAAAAGGAAGCGCAGUACGUUGUCAUUUAACUUUAUUACUAUUGCGGAUCCCAUAGCCAUUUUCGCGUGUGUUUGCUUUUGCUUAAAGGAAAAUAAAUAGCACAAAUUUAUGGAAUAUUAAGUGCGAAACAAUGAGGAAAAGUAUAAUUGUUCUUGAUAUGCUAAUUUUAUUAUUUCCGUGCUCGUUCUCCGGCCUGUGGAUCGAUUACCGCAGAUCUUAUCGACAAUAAAGGAAACUUGAAAAUCGGUCGCGAAAGUUUUUACCCUUAAGAGGAAAGUAAAAGGAAAAACUCCAAUUGCGCGCUUUGAGAGAGAGUUACAUUCGAACGCACCCCUGUCUGAAAAAGUAAAGCCACUUUUAUCCUAUAUAAAGGAACUAUCAUGUUUAUUAUUCUAUCAUUUCAAAUUCUACCGCUAUGUCUUCAAAACCAUAUUAGGAUUCAAAAGGCUAUUACAGCAGGAUACGUGUGACAAAUUUGAGAAAAAUAGGCACAUUAUUUGGUGUGGUGCAAAACAUGUUGUUACGGUUUCUAAUGCCAAUAUUACGCGUCAGUUCUAUUCACUUAUCAGGGGCAACCAACGACUUUUUCCCGUAAAACAUCUGUUCGGAGAAGCAAAUAUUGCCUAGAAUUUUCUUUUGCUUGAGGACAGCUAAAAAUUUCUAGAUGAUUCGUUCAUGUACAAUUUUCGAAGCUAAUCUCAUAAAUUCCCUUCGAUUUUCUGAAGUUUAAUUUUUCAUAUUUUACUACCCAGGUUACACUAUUUUUCUUAGAAAAAGAAGACCUAAAAUUUUCGGAUUCUAAAAAGUGAAGGAGAGAGGAAUCAGAAAAAUUCUGACAUUCUCAAAACGCUAAAUUGCACCUAAAAUUUUCGGAAAAAUAAUACUUAAGCUCUUACGAUUUCGAAAAAACUUAAGUUCCUCUAGGAUGACCGUACAGGCGCAAAUUUUGUAGAGCCGUUAGAAUGCAUUUCUAGAGAUCUAAAAGUACUCUGGAUAGCCUAAAAAGUGUUUUCAACGUAUUUUGGAGGAAACCGUCGUUAAGCACCCCUGACUUAUUCUGUCAAUACUACUCUAAAAAUUUAAGAGUGGAAAAGGAUGUUUCAGCUGCUUAUAAACAUUAAAGAAAAACUGGAAACAAACGUAAAUGCAAUUUUCAAGCAAAAGCUGGAUUGUAGAGAUAUUAACGACACGUAAAAGAAUCCAUUCUAAUAUAUUAAGUAGUCUAGGUGCGGUUAUUUCUGCACGAGGUUUUCAACUCACGUGUUUAAAGUAGACCGGACAUAGGACUUAACAAAUAAGAUUCAGUUACUGUAUCUCUGAUUAAUGAGUUCCAGGCAUUAGUGCGAUAACAUGUAAAAUCUAAAAACGUGGCAGUGCCGGUUGGUAUUUCAGGCCUUUAGUUCAGUGGACAUUUCCUUGAAUUCUAACCUCGAAAAAACAAAAGCUGCUCAAGGUAAGGUUUUAAAGAAGCAUUAAAAUGAAUUUAUCAGCCAAUAUAUGUAUCUAUAACUGAACACAGAGGAAAAAAGCCAAGCAUGGUUGUGGUAAGAAAAAUAACAAACUUAUCCCAACGAAAUGAAACCAAGAAUAUGCGAAUAUUUCAAUGGCCUCGCCUUAAAAGUUAAUCGUUUUUAACAACGGAUAGCAUACAACUGGAAUUUACUUCAGCCACCGUAGUUUUGUUUAUGAAACUUAAAACGUAUCGUAAAAUAAUCAUGCGCUCGAAACACUAAAGGAUAAUUACGUCAAUUGUUGAUUUACUUUUUAGAAAAUAUUGAACACAAAUGCUCUCAGUCAGCUCUCAUAGUCGUACUAAUUUCUAGACAUUGUAAACUCUAAACGUCUUAUUCAUGAUUUUAAGACAUUCAGAUCUUGAUUCAAACUGACAUGAUGAUAUUUGUCGCCGUUGGGUCACUAUUUUAAAAGGCUUUUUCGCCAUAAGGAAAUUGCCUAUAGUCUGUAAUUUAUUCAGAUUUGUCGAUUUUGUACUAUAGAAUCAUCCAUAUUUUGGGAGGCGUUCCAACCAUUCUUCGUCAACGGCUUACCCUAAUCGCAGUUCUAUUUUCUUGCUUCUUUUCCUAUUAAACUGGCCUCCUUAGAGUUUUCGCGGAAACAGAAAAUGAAGGCUAAUCAUUGCACCAGUAAGACAAAAAUGCUCUCCUAUUUCAGGCAUGGUAUAAGUGUUUAACAGCAUGGCUCUCUCUUAACGUACAAAUCUCUAAACGAAAUGCUUUUUCAAAGCUCCCGUUAUUGAAAACAUACCCGGCGAACAAGAUCCGGGGGAGCUUGGUGUCAUUGAGGGAGACAGACCCAUCCCCUUUCCCUUCCUCAUCAUCACGUGUUUUCUCACGUUUGUUCUAUCACACACUAGAACGCCUGUUCAAAGGCUACCUAUCCCUCACUAUCAGCUUCUUCAUAGUCAGCCUAUCUCCCACUAGAGAGCUUCUUCACAGGCUACCUAUCUCCCACUAGAAACCUUCUUCCUAGUCUACCUAUCUCCUUUUCACAGGCUACCUAUCCCCUACUAGAAAGUUUCUUCACAGGCUACCUAUCUUCCAGUAGAAUGCCUUUUCACAGGCUACCUAUCUCCUACUAGAGACCUUCUUCCUAGUCUACCUAUCUCCCACUAGAAUGCCUUUUCACAAGUUACCUAUCCCCUACUAGAAAGUUUCUUCACAGGCUACCUAUCUUCCAGUAGAAUGCCUUUUCACAGGCUACCUAUCUCCUACUAGAAACCUUCUUCCUAGUCUACCUAUCUCCCACUAGAAUGCCUUUUCACAGGCUACCUAUCCGCCACUAGAAAGCUUCUUCACAGGCUACAAGAACGAGAAGUCCGAAGACUACAGUAAAGCUGAUUUAAAACAACGUGUAUUGUUUUUUAUAACAAUAUUUCGGCUGGCCAUACCAGCCUUCUUCAGGUUUACAGAUGUCUCAGGCUACCUACCUUCCAGUAGAAUGCCUUUUCACAGGCUACCUAUCUUCUACUAAAAAGCUUCUUCACAGGCUUCCUAUCUUCCAGUAGAAUGCCUUCUCACAGGCUACCUAUCCGCCACUAGAAAGCUUCUUCACAGGCUACCUACCUUCUAGUAUAAUGCCUUUUCACAGGCUACCUAUCUUCUAAAAGAAAGCUUCUUCACAGGCUACCUAUCUUCCAGUAGAAUGCCUUUUCACAGGCUACCUAUCUUCCACUAGAGAGCUUCUUAAAAGGCUGCCUAUCUUACUCUAAAAAGCCUGUUGACAGGCAACAACAACAGGACCGGCUUUCCCUCGCUACUGUUUGUGCAAGUGGUCCUUGCAAGAAUUGUUCGCUGUUCACGGGUUACCUAUCUUCUACUAGAACACCUGUUUGAAGGCUACUAAUUCCGCCAUUCAUAAGACAGCCUCUUCACAGACUAAAUAUCCUCCAUUAGUAAAAUCCCUCACUGGAGAGCCUCACCACAUGCUACCAAUUCCUCACUUUAGAGCUUUUUUUACAGGCUCUCUAUCUUCCACUAGAAAAGCCCUCUUUUUAUUGGGCUACCUAUCUUUUACUAGAAAGCCUGUUCACAGGCUGUUGAGAGCAAAAAGAGCCGUUGAAUGUACCUUCUUGAGAAGAAACCAAUAACGAGAAGGCAGAUCUACUUGAAGAGCUGAGAAAGGAGACAAAUUUGUUUCAAAUUACAAAAAAAAAUCAGAAACAAAUGGAACACUUCUUUUCAGAGGGGAAAAUAAAACUUUUAAACUCAAGGUUUUUUCUGAUAACAAAAAUUUGAUAACAAUGGUGCUGAUAUUUUUAAGUAUCUGUAAGGUUUACUUUAAGAAAUUUCCUUGAUGAGCAGGAAUAAAAUGAUAAAAGCUGUUAUUGACGUUUGCUGUAUGAAAUGUGAUAUUCCAACUGUCAUUAAUUUUGAAAACUAAAGAGACUAUGCAAUUCUAUGUUGCUUUUUAAUUUUACAGGCUUAGAUGAAGAACAAAUAUUGUCAUCGUCGUCCAAUGGGAAGGAGCAUUUUUGUCAAUUCUUAAUUUCCUUUUGAGAUUCUUUGAAUGAGAAUUAGAGCUUUAGUGACAUUCGUUGAUAAAGGAGGACGUGCUACACUGUAAAAAGGUAUGAUUUUAUGGUUUUUUUGUUAUUUUCUUGAUGGAACUUGUUGCUAUUCAAUAUUCAGUUUCGAUUAGAGUGCACAAAAACAGUUUUUUACCAUUAACCAUUUUGUAUGGUAGAAUGCUGUUUUCUAAAUCGAAGACUUCCUUAGUAAAAAUUGCCAUAUUUUGCGUGCAAUUAGUAACAUUUCAUUAGCAAAAAGCUUGUAUUAUUCUUGGCUUGCCGAUUUUGGUUACGAUAAUUAGCGAUUAUUUUUUUAAAUCGGCCACGUUGACUUUCAGUAUCUGAUCGUCUCAAUUGCAAAGUACAGGGCCGACCAUUGACCGUAAGGAUAACUUUCUAUGAAUCAAUGUAAAUUUUUAUUAUAUGCAGAAUGAUUGAAAUGACUACUCCGCUUUACUUAUUUUGACAAGAGUAUAUCCUUAUCAAGCAUGUCCGUUCAAUUUCCGCAUUCUAUUUUAUUUCAAUUAUGAGCUUGUAUUAUUUACUAUAAUAAGAUGGAAACAGGACGCUUCAGAUAUUAAGCUGAUUUCACCAAAAGAAAGUUUGAUAAUAUAACAUAUUCAGCACAAAGAAAAGCACAAGGAUGUCAGACCAUUCUCUGGAUACAAAUUCAUGGAUAGAAAAGCUACUUUUAAUUUCUUAGAAUGAGCUGUUUCAUAAACAAAGGUAUUGUUUUGUGCGGGGAGCGGGGCGGGGGUAACUCCCUUAUCUAGUCUAAAAGGGGAAGUGUCACCUCUCAGGUUAUGGUUUUUUUUUGAUGUCUUGAUUCCUAAACAGAUUUCACCAUUUAGCGUCUUUAACAGUGUGUCUUUCUGGGCCAACAGCCUUAAACAGGGAAUAAACGAUGGCGGUACACGGCCCGUGACAUGUGUGGUACCAGCAAUUUGUUUUUUAAAAAAUCUAAAAUUACUAAGUUAGUUUAAGAUAUAUCUAAAUCUGAAUGUGAAAAUAAGAAAUUACAGGUCCUAUACAGGAUAGAGGAAAAAAUGGUUUUUGUAUUUAACAGGCACAGGGUCGGCUGAAGGAGUCAGCAGCACACCCCUACCCCCACAUUUCCUACGUUUUCCCCGGGAUUGUGUCUCGAGCUUCAGUCAAAAUAUACCCCGAAAUAUUCGCUGCUCGGCCCACCGAGGCACACCAACAGAGUUGAUUGAAGUUUUGUCCUGAGUUCACAUAGCAAGAGAACAAGUUAAAAGUGAUGGACCGAGAACUGGUGGGGGCACAUAAACAAGGAGCGCAGUCUGGUUCUUAUUUCCUUUGACACUUAUUUCUUGUUUGCAUUUUUAGACCAUAUUCAGAAGACCCAGAAAUGAAUCAUUCAACAGCGUCGCAAUUUUCGCUUCAAGCGCGAGGUUCCCUUGAAGCCGCACUUGAGAUACUGGUAACAACCUGUUUAAUAGUAUGUGGAACAUGUGGCAACGCACUGAUAUUCAUCGCAGUCUGGAAAGAAAAGGCACUAAGAACGAUGACCAAUGUGUUUGUUGUAAACCUAGCAGUGACUGACUUUUUGUUUUCCACAACUGUGUUACCGCUCACUGUUGGGACAUUUAUCCAGGGCCGGUGGACACUAGGCAUGCGUGGUUGUCAGCUGCAGGGCCUCUUGUUUGGUACUGUUCUAAACGCCACCCUUAUGACCAUGACAGCAAUAAGCAUCAAUCGCUUUAUCAUGAUUCGUCACAGGGCAAGGUAUCAAACCGUUUACACGAGAAGGAACGUUUUCUGCAUGUUAGUGGUAAUUUGGUGCUACGCUGUUGUAUCAUCGAGUCGGCCGUUCUAUGGGUUGGGAAGAUAUUACUUUAAUCAAUACAAUGGCGUUUGCUCUUUAGAUAAAAAACCUGGAACCGCCAGCAGGAUAUCACGGGUUCUGGCUUAUCUGUCAUUAUAUGCAAAUAUCAUCGUCAUAAUACGGUGUUAUAUUGGGAUAUAUCGCACAGUUAGUCGACACAGAAAGCAAAUAAAGAGCGCCCAAGACUGCCAUGGUAGACUUGGAACGAAAAACCGCGUAUUCGGGGGAGACGAUGUCCACAUUGCAAAAACAUUGUUCAUCGUGAUUAUCUUAUUUGGAAUAUGUUGGUUUCCAGCCGCUAUCGCGGGUAUUGUUGUUGUUUUUGGUGUAAAUAUUCCUGGAAUUUUACAAGAGGUUUUAAUGUUAACUGUUUGUUUAGCUUCUUCAGUAAAUCCAAUCGUAUAUGUUAUCAGAAACCGGCGAUUUCGGAAAAUUUUCCAGAGAAUAAUUAAACUACAGGUUUCCACGAUGGAUCCCGUAGUGAGGAUCGUUCUUCAGCCUCAGAAGGCUAGGACAAUACUUUAG
Messenger RNA from Porites lobata, 9281 nucleotides. Lineage: Eukaryota; Metazoa; Cnidaria; Anthozoa; Scleractinia; Poritidae. The record is from the annotation of a GenBank genome assembly.